AUGAGCCAGUAUGAGAGUGAAAUUGCUAGAUAUGGUCCAUUCCAGUCGAUAGCAGCGGUCUUUGAGAGGUUGGACAGCGAGAAAGUAACGACUAAGGAGAGUUUUAUUGUGCUGAUAUCCCUCGAAAGCAUGGGUUACAAUAUCUUCAUUAAAGAGAAUGAUAGCACGUACCGUUCGGUUGAUGGCAAGUUGCAAGAAGUAAGAGUGAGGCAUAAUUUGGUGAAAUGGAAGAAUCAGACGUUUCAAAUCAAUGAGAGUGAUCUUCUGUUGCUCGAAGAUAAGCGCCAAUGCCUUGUGCUGUGGAUAAAUGAUGUGAAAGCCGCAGACGCGAUUGACACUGACGGUGGAAAACCCUCCCUAGUGGGUGGGCUCUUCCAUAGGCAUCAGUCACAGGAUUUUUCCGCAGAUAUGAGUGGCUUGAUCAAUGACUGGAUACGGUUCGUCAGUGAUCCUCAGAAAUCUAUUACAGACGUGGUCUUCGGAAUCAAUAACGUCAUUAAAUCCUUGCCAGAUGAAAAUUCAGUGAAAAUAUUUGAAGCUCGGCUUUAUUCCUCUAUAUGGAAUAAAUUAGUACAUCAGACUUCGGAACCCCAGAAUAUUGACAAAUUCUAUGGUUGCUACAUAUCCUUUCAUGAAUUAAACAUUAAUGACUAUUAUUCUCUACCAUUUAACAAAUUUUCAUUGAGAGAUGUGGUCUUUAUCGAGAAUGUGGUCGAUCUUGCAUGUAAGGAGUUUGUUAAACUUCGAGAAUCCCUGUCUUUUGACGAAAAGAUUGAUAUAUUACUCAGUACUUUCAAUAUACUCACUUCAAAAUUGCCGCAAUUGGAGAUCGACGCAGACAACCUUCUGAAUUUUAUGCUCAUUAUUAUUAACAGAGUCAAAUUAAACAAUUUGAAUGAACAUUUCCAUUAUUUACAAAAUUUCAAUUUCAAACAAAACAAAGAUUUUGGUAUAUUGAAUUAUGCAAUCUCUACAUUGGGAGCUGUUUUAUACUAUAUUGAUAAUAACCUGGACAAAUUUAAAAGAUACACUGAUGCUAUCCAAGAUUCAAAGAUCAGUGAAGAAAAAUUGAAAUAUCGUAAUGAAAAUGGUGAAUCAUAUCUUUGCCAUUGCAUUAUAACAAAAGAUAAUGACACUCUACGUGAAUUACUCUUUUCCAGUGAGUAUAUAAAAAAUUUUCCAAUGGAAGACAUAUUAGAUGACCAAACAAUAGAUGGAUCUACACUACUUAUGGUCGCUGUAAAAUGUCUAAACACUACUGCGGCUUCGAUUCUUAUUAAUAUCAUCAUAAAUAAUGGUACUCCUGAUGAGAUACGAACCUAUGUUAAUAGUGUAGAUGAAAACAACAGAAACGUGGGACAUUUUAUCACUAACCAAUAUUACUUGCUGUGCAAAAUAGGACCAUAUUUGAAUUGGAACUGUAAAGAUAAACGGACGGGUCAAACGCCUCUUUUCAACAUUUUCAGAUCCUACGAUCAAUCAAUAAAAUCAUACAAGAAAAUGAGUCGUCGCUCUUUUCGAUUCGCUAUGGAUAGUGGUGAUUUCCAAUUGAAAAAGCACAUAGAUAAUAGUAAUAACACUCUCUUACACAUUUUGAAAACAAACAUUCAAAUGAUUUUGCCUCAUGCAAGUUUAUUUAUAAACAGCCCAAAUUCCUUAGGGAUGACUCCAUUGAUGGUUUUUUGCAAAUACAGGAGACUUUAUAAUAUUCAAAUACUUCUAUCCUCAAAAUUUAAGGAUCGAGUUAGUAUUUUCGAAACUCAGCAGGUACAUAAUGCAUGGUCUAAUUGCUUUAGUUUAACCAAUGAUGAUCAGAUACUUAACCUCCUAGGCAAAUUUGCUAUAAAAAAUUACUCGAUUUUUGGAAAUUGUUUUACUCAUUCACUAAAGCAAUUUUUACAUAAAUCAAAGCAUGGUAAUAAGAAUCAAUAUUCAGUUAAAAUAACUUUGAAAUUCGAAAAAAAAUAUAAGACAAUACGGUUCAAUAUCAAGACGAUAAAGGCAUUGAUUAAUAUGGUUUUGACUUCCAAUAGCCACGUAAGCAGUUUUUUGCCGCUUUAUAAGGUUUUUAAUGAAUUAAAUGGGAUUGCCAGCAUGAUUUCUACAAAAUCCAAAAUUCUUUUCAUUAAUAACCUGAAUGUUAUACUAGAUACAAUACUUUUUCUUGAAUUGGUACCGAGAGAAGGAUUUAUUCUUGAAGCAAGAUUAAAGGAUUAUUUAAGAAAUCAGCGUAAAAUCAAAACGGUGGCAACUAAGAGUAAGAAGUUACAAAUUGAAGAUAUUAAUAUGAUAUCAAAUUUUUUAAAAUUCAAUUUAAAUGAAUUGAAUGCAUUUAAGAACGGUGUCAAGAAAAUAUUACGACAAAUGAAUUCAAUUAAUUUAAAAUUAUUUGAUCAAAGGAUUUCAUAUAUGGAUUUACUUCAUUGUCCUGACGUCGUAGUCCAUUUAAACAAUCCCCUAUGGAAUCUCAAUUAUAAUAUUUUAAUAUCAAAUUUCCAAAUUUUGGAAAAUUCCAUUGAUAACACAUUGCAUUUUUUGAAGGUUUUCCAAAAUGAAAAGAUCAGGAAAUGGUGGAAAUUAAAUAAUGAGUUGAUUAAUCUGACAAAGCUGGCAUCAAAUAGCGAUGAUGAUUUACUACGAUCCUUUUUCAAUAGGAAGGAAAAAUUGUCUAUUGAAAUAGAUGAUAAAAUCAGGUCGAUUAAUGAAUUAAACUGUGAUAUUUUUGUCAGCCAUGAGUUACUUGCAGUGGAAAUCAACAAUUUUAUGAAAUUUAAGCCACUAUUUAUUACGAGGACUUUGGUAGUUUGGGCGCAUAGAAAUUGUUUGUAA
Kazachstania africana CBS 2517 is the source of this 2829-nucleotide messenger RNA. RefSeq names its product Vrl1p (gene VRL1). Gene Ontology annotation, molecular function: guanyl-nucleotide exchange factor activity; SNARE binding. Gene Ontology annotation, biological process: early endosome to late endosome transport. The transcript has a single exon. NCBI's taxonomy places the organism in Eukaryota, Fungi, Ascomycota, Saccharomycetes, Saccharomycetales, Saccharomycetaceae. The record is from RefSeq and is a predicted model, not a curated record. The coding region runs from base 1 to 2829 and encodes 942 amino acids. Gene Ontology annotation, cellular component: transport vesicle; tubular endosome; early endosome.